AUGUUCGUUGUCUCCUUCUUGUUGGCCGCUCUGGUCACCCUCCAGUCUGUCGUUGCCUCGCCUGUCAACUCCCGCUUCGAUGAUACCAUCAAGGAAACUCACAAUGUCCCUCCAAAGUGGUCAAAAGUUGGGAACCCGCACCCUUUCCACCUGUUAAAGAUCAAUAUCGGUCUCAGGGCCAACAACUUUGAUCUGCUUGAGCAACACUUGCAUCAAGUUUCAGAUCCAUCUCACCAUCGUUACGGCCAACACUUGACCCAACAACAGGUCCAUGAGCUUAUCAGCCCCUCUGAUGAGACCACCGACCUCAUCGAAGAGUGGCUGUCCCAGAACGACAUUGAUCCAUCUCAUUGCCAGUACAAUGCCGCCCGGGAUUGGAUCACGCUGACCCUCCCCGUCGCUCAAGUCGAGCGUCUUCUCCACACCAAAUACUCGGUCUAUCAACAUCAAGACGGCACCAAACUUGUCCGAACCACCCAGUGGUCGCUACCACGCUCACUCCAUGAACAUGUCACCACCAUCCAACCCACCACUGCCUUCCUCCGUGCAAACCCCAAAGGAGAGACCGUCCUAACCGUCCCCACCGAGGUCGACCUUGACCAACUGACUGCCGCCGCAAAUUCCAGCUCCCUCAACCGUGUUUGCAACUUCGCCGGCAUGACGACUGCAUGCCUCCGCACUCUCUAUAAUACCGUCAACUACUCUGUCCAAGCUUCCAGCAAGAACCAGAUCGGGUUUACAAACUACCUGGGCCAGGUUUCCAGUCGCUCCGAUGCCAGACUAUAUCUGCGAAACUUCCGCCCUGAGGCUGUCAAUUCCUCCUAUGCCGUAAAUCAAGUGUCUGUUGACAACGGGCCUCUAGAUAACGCCACUGCUGAAGCCGGUGUUGAAGGUAAUCUAGACCUCGAAACCAUCCUGGGCCUCGUGUACCCUACACCGGUGACCUUAUAUUCAACCGGCGGGUCCCCCCCUUUUGACCCGGACCUCUCUACCACCUCAAACACCAAUGAACCCUAUCUAACAUGGGUCCUGUACCUACGGGAGCAAGACCCAAACACUGUUCCCAAAGUCAUCUCGACCUCCUACGGCGAUGACGAACAAACCGUGCCCGAGCUUUACGCGAAGACUGUGUGCAACCAAUUUGCCGCCCUCGGCGCCCAAGGCAUCUCACUCUUCUUUAGCUCAGGAGACUACGGUGUCGGGGAUAAUGAUAGCUGCAUUUCCAACGACGGACAGAACCGUAUAACCUUCCUCCCUGCCUUCCCGGCCUCUUGUCCCUAUGUCACCACCGUCGGUGGAACCAGGGACUAUCCUGAAGUCGUGGCCUACGACGCUCAUAACGGGUACGCCUCUGGAUCCGGCUUCAGCAAUUACUUUACUCGACCAUUCUGGCAAGCGACCGCUGUGGAGAGAUACUUAGACACAAUCGGCGACCAGUUCAAGGGCCUGUACAACACUGCUGGCCGGGCAUACCCCGAUCUGGCCGCACAGAGCUACAGAUACCUCGUCUUCGUCAACGCCAGUGUGCGAAGCGUGGACGGAACGAGUUGCGCCUCUCCCACGGUCGCCAGUAUCUUCUCCCUGGUCAACGACGCCCUGGCCGCCAAAGGCAAGCCGCCGCUAGGCUGGCUGAACCCGUGGCUAUAUCAACAAGGCUUUGCGGCGUUCACAGAUAUUGUGAACGGGAGCAGUGUCGGUUGUAACAGAGCUGGCUUCAGUGCGGCUGAGGGUUGGGAUGCCGCCAGCGGGUUCGGAACACCAGAUUUUGAGAAGAUUCUGGAUGUUCUCGAGAUUGGGACGGGAAGUUCCUAA
This is a messenger RNA of Capronia epimyces CBS 606.96, 1812 nucleotides long. RefSeq lists its product as uncharacterized. Gene Ontology annotation, biological process: proteolysis. The record is from RefSeq and is a predicted model, not a curated record. Bases 1 to 1812 code for a protein of 603 amino acids. Gene Ontology annotation, molecular function: serine-type endopeptidase activity; tripeptidyl-peptidase activity. Lineage: Eukaryota; Fungi; Ascomycota; Eurotiomycetes; Chaetothyriales; Herpotrichiellaceae. The transcript has 2 exons.